AGUUCAGUCAGUCAGAGUGUUUUCUGUGCGGAGUGGAUAGGGAGGUUAGAGACAGACGGAGCGAGGGCUCGCCUCCUGUGCGAGACAAACUCAAAAGUCGGGGCAUUUUGCCUUGAAACCUUUCGCCUCGUCCUGGCCGGACGUCGAUUACAAACAUUUAAUGAAAAUCAAGGGAAGGAAUAACCGGUUUACAAAUGGAGCCACGUAGUUUUCCAGUCUUCUGGUGGGGCACGAUAUUCUUCGUUUAUUUUGCUCAUCUAAACGAAGCGGGUCAACUGGGGCCAUUUCCUGAAAGGAAAAAUCAGCCUGGGCUAUGUGCAGCCAAUCAACGCCCCCCCACCCCCAAACUGGAUGGGACCAUGAACUUUUUCAAGCUGAAGAAUCUGUGCAAGUUCUGCGACGUGCAGGAAUCCACUUGCGACGGCACCAGCAACUGCUCCUCCAAGUGCUCCAUCACCUCCAUAUGCGUUCACAGCGACGAGGUGUGCGUCAGCAUCUGGCGAAAGAAUGAUGACAACAUCACCACUGAGACACUGUGCCACGACCCCUCCAAGCCACUCUAUGGCCUGAUGCUGGAUGACUAUAACAACACCAAGUGUUUGAUGAAGGAGAAGAAGUUCCCUGGCUCACAGUUCUACAUCUGUUCCUGCUCAGGGGAGGAAUGCAACGACGAGCUCAUCUUCUCUCCCUAUAAUGAUGGCUUCACACCUCCCCGGCAUGCUGUCGAACAAGGGAACGGGCCCCACACGGACAGCCAGGUGAUGCUGGUCAUCCUGGUCAGCCUGCUGCCCCUGCUCAUCCUGGCCGUGCUGGUCAUCACCACCUUCUACUGGUACCGCGUGUACCGCCGGCGCAAGCUGAACGAGUGGGAGAGCAAGAAGAAGCGCAAGAAGGGCCCGCUGGACUGCAGCGACGCCUGCGCCAUUAUGAUCGACGACGACCGCUCCGACAGCAGCUCCACGCACGCCAACAACCUCAACCACAACACUGAGCUGCUGCCCAUCGAGCUGGACCUGCAGGUGGGCAAGGGCCGCUUCGCUGAGGUCUACAAGGCCAAGCUCAAGCAGAGCCCCUCGGAGCAGUUCGAGACGGUGGCCGUCAAGAUCUUCCCCGACGAGGAGUACGCCUCCUGGAAGAACGAGAAGGACAUCUUCUCCGACAUCAACCUCAAGCACGAGAACGUGCUGCACUUCCUGACGGCGGAGGAGCGCAAGGUCGAGAAGCAGUACUGGCUCAUCACCGCCUACCACCCUAGAGGGAACCUGCAGGAGUACCUCACCCGUCACAUCAUCAGCUGGGAGGACCUGUGGCUGCUGGGAGGGUCCCUGGCCAGGGGCGUCGCCCAUCUCCACAGCGACCACACCCCGUGCGGGCGCCCCAAGGUGCCCAUCGUCCACCGGGACCUGAAGAGCUCCAACGUCCUGGUGAAGAACGACCUCACCUGCUGCCUGUGCGACUUCGGUCUGGGCCUGCGCCUGGACAACUCCCUGUCUGUGGAUGACUUGGCCAACAGUGGACAGGUGGGCACGGCCAGGUACAUGGCCCCAGAGGUCCUGGAAUCCAGAAUUAACCUGGAGAACAUUGAGUCCUUCAAGCAGACCGAUGUCUACUCCAUGGCCCUGGUGCUCUGGGAGAUCACCUCCAGGUGCAAUGCCAUUGGAGAGGUGAAGGACUAUGAGCCUCCUUUUGGCUCCAAGGUGCGAGAGCACCCCUGUGUGGAGAGCAUGAAGGACAACGUCCUGCGGGACAGAGGCCGUCCAGAGAUUCCCAACAGCUGGAUGAACCAUCAGGGUGUUCAGAUUGUGUGUGCUACCAUCAACGAGUGCUGGGACCACGACCCAGAGGCCCGCCUGACAGCACAGUGUGUGGCCGAGCGCUUCCACGAGAUGGACCAAAUGGACAAGUUAUCAGGGAGGAGCUGCUCAGAGGAGAAGAUACCCGAGGACUGCUCUGUGAGCGAUGGGAAAUAGGCCCUGCCCCUCCACCUGCCCGCCUGACUGAGGCGAGGGUGUUUUUUCACGCAGCAGCUCCACUUGGACUUUGAGGCGUUACUCAGCGGAGCGUCCAUCUCUGCUCUCCACAGAGUCAGCAAGGUCACUCACAUGCUGUGGGCUUGAGGAAUCAGAAAAUUAAAAACUGGAAGAUUUAUAUGUAUACAUAUAUACAUGUAUACCUGUAUAUAUAUAAAAUAAUGGUUCUGUGUCUCACAGAAAUACUUCACAGAGAGAGAAGCAGUAAGCUGGACAGAGGAAAUAUAAGCAUUUAUAACCAAUGACUUAUGCACUUUAUCAAAAUACCUAUGCAUACCAGACAAUGUGUUACUGUAUAUUCAUGAGAGUAUAAUUCAUGUAUUAUAAUACGGCUGGGCAGGGCUAGGUUACCUUUCUCCCCACUCUCACUUCAGGAAUGAUCCAGAGAAUAACAUUUUUGUAACACUAACGACAAUCUGGCCUAUUUCUAUAAGGGCAUUUUAUAAGGGAGUAGAUUCUCUCAUGCAGCACAUCUCUGGACUGACGAUGAUAUUAGAUGGUAGAAGUGUGUGCGUGGGGGAAAAACUGAAAUAACUUGUUAUGCAAAAAACAAGCUCAACAUAAACUAGGACAUCAGCUAUAAGCACAUGUAUCAUAAACUGUAAUUAAAAGACUGGUGAAGCAAAUAAUCAAAAGGGAAUUCUGAAAUCCUAUUCAAAGGGCGCUGAAACUGGAACUACAAUAACUGUAGGUCCAGAUUCUCUUUUUCUACUAAUUGCAGUAUAUUACUCCUGGUGUUAUUGUGUAAAAAAAAAAAAAAAAACACUAGCCUGCCUCCACAGAUUUUUACCCUUUUGUAUAUAAGAUAUUGUUUAACAUGAUUAAAACUUUUUCAGUAUUUACUCUAAA
Molecule: messenger RNA, 2879 nt
Organism: Megalops cyprinoides (Indo-Pacific tarpon)
Lineage: Eukaryota; Metazoa; Chordata; Actinopteri; Elopiformes; Megalopidae
Gene: tgfbr2b
Product: transforming growth factor beta receptor 2b
Exons: 9
Coding region: 195-1970 (591 amino acids)
Biological process (GO): protein phosphorylation; heart development; cellular response to growth factor stimulus
Cellular component (GO): signaling receptor complex; plasma membrane
Molecular function (GO): transforming growth factor beta receptor activity, type II; activin receptor activity; activin binding
Source: RefSeq, a predicted model, not a curated record